This is a messenger RNA of Linum tenue, 1758 nucleotides long. The record is from the annotation of a GenBank genome assembly. Lineage: Eukaryota; Viridiplantae; Streptophyta; Magnoliopsida; Malpighiales; Linaceae.
CCCUGAACAGCAAGAAAUAAUACCCCUGGUUUUCGCCGGGCGUCUCACCAGCAAGAAAUCCACGCCGGAAAGUCCGAUUCUUUCCGCGGGAAAAACGAAACUCGGAUCUGCAAAUGAACAUGGCGAUGGAGGCAGCUUCAAUUUCGAAAACCCUAACAAAAGCAUUUCUUUUGAGAGGUUCCCGCUGCAUUCUCUCUUCCUCUUCCCCCUCAUUGUCAUCUUCGCCGCACUACAGCACUGCUUUUGCUGCUGUUCUUGAUGUUCCACCCGCUGUAGAGACAACUUCCUCUCCUCGACCUCAAGGUUUUGCGGCGUUCACUUUCUUGAUCUCAUUUCCUCAAUAUCUUUCGAGAGUUUCUGGGUUUGUCGUCAAUGGAGUAAUUCUGAAAGCUGGAAAUUUAUGUGGCACUGGCAGAGCAACCCAAGAGUGGCUCUUCGUGGACACGAUGGUUGCUUUUUCUUCCUGGGACGAUUACUUUUGGCCUUGGGACUUGGCAGAUCUUCAGAAGAGAGGAGAAGGUAAUCAUGUAAUUGCUACAGCUGGGGAAAAACUUGCAUGUGCAGAGAAUUCUGAGAUAAAGGUGCUUGAGCAUAGACAGAGGAGAUUAGCACUGGAACCUAUGAAGUUGAACGAUCCCUCUCCAGCAGAUGAACAACUUGAUGCCCUGGAAUUUAGAAGAGUUUCCUGCAAAGGAGUGUUUGAUGAAGAUAGAUCUAUAUUUGUGGGUCCACGUUCAAGAAGUAUUUCAGGAGUGACAGAAAAUGGCUUCUAUGUGGUUACUCCCCUUAUGCCCAUUCCCGGAGACCCCACGAGCGUGAAGUCGCCGAUUCUAGUCAACAGAGGAUGGGUACCACGCAUUUGUAAAGAAAGAUCUCUAGAACCUUCACUGAAUACUACUAAUCAGCUCCCUGAUGUAUCAGCAGUCCCUAAAGCUCACAAGAGACGAAGAGGCUUACAGUGGUGGUGGUUCCGGUCAAAGAAGCCACAAACUACUGAGGAUCAACCACCUUCCAGCGAUCCUGUAGAAGUAAUUGGCGUGGUACGAGGAAGUGAAAACCCGAGCAUUUUUGUUCCUGAAAAUGAUCCAAACUCAGGGCAAUGGUUCUAUGUCGACAUUCCUGCAAUCGCUGCUUCAUGUGGGCUUCGUGAAAAUGAUAUCAUAUAUGUGGAGGACGUCCAUGAGAAUGUUAAUCCAAGUUGCCCAUACCCUGUCCCAAAAGAUGUCACUACCUUGAUUAGUAGCUCAGUCAUGCCACAAGACCAUCUCAAUUACUCAUUCACAUGGUAUACUCUGUCUGCCGCUGUCACAUUUAUGGCGUUUAAACGAUUAAAGCAAAGGCAAACUCGGAGGUAACAGAGGCUUAGAAGUAAGAGAUCUGGGAUUUUUUUCCUUGUGAAGAAACAUACAUUGUUGAGAAUCGAUCGAUUGCACUCUUUGCAAGAAAUGCUAUUAUAUGCAGAUGUUGAGUUUGCAGAACUGGAACUACUAGCAGCGUAUGAAGUUUCUGAAUUCAUCUUCUGGCCUUGACUUUGUCAUUUGGUGGAAAUUUUGCACAGCUUCACUGUAUCAUGCAGCGGCCAGAUUCUGGUCAUUAGAUAGGCAUAGUAUUUCUUACAUUGUACUGAAUCAUGGAAUCAUUUGUUACGAAUUCGCUGGUGGUGGUUUUGAAUAAGGCAAUGGAUUCUUUUCUGUGGUUGUUUCACUGUGUAUUCUACAAGUUAAAGUCUACUUAUUGCUGUUUUGUUGCUAUUGCGGC